AUGUUUGGCUGGGCGCUGUAUGCUGAAUACCUCGGCGAGGAGAUGGGUCUCUAUGACUCGCCCUAUGAUCUCUUUGGCAGAUAUUGUUCCGAAAUAUUCCGUGCCUGUCGUCUUGUAGUGGAUACUGGCAUUCACGCGUUUGGCUGGUCACGUGAUCGUGCAAUCCGCUUCCUGACCAAUUACAGCGACUUUCCAGACAAUCAGAUCCAGUCCGAGGUUGAUCGGUAUAUCACGUGGCCGGGCCAGUCUUGUUCCUACAAGGUCGGGGAGAUCAAAAUAAAGAAACUGAGACAGGAAGCAGAAACAAGUCUCGGCCGAAAGUUCAACAUCCGAGAUUUUCAUCACGUGGUGUUAAAGCUUUGGAGUGUUCCGCUUGACAUUCUGGAGGAAGAAGCUCAUGACUGGAUCGACUCGGAACUGACUGAAGAGAAAAUAGUCACCAUUCCUGUGUUUUCGUCCGCCAUUACGUGUAUAUAUAAUAAUGUCCUCAUGGCUACUUUUACAAUAGUUUUAUUGCUUGCAAGCAGAUAAUAUUCAUGAUAUUUAUGUUCUGUGCAGUGUACAGUGUUUUGUAUGGUAGAGAAUCUUUGUCUGCUGUAAAUAAAUGUGUCCGUUGUGUAAGAAGA
Haliotis rubra (blacklip abalone) is the source of this 626-nucleotide messenger RNA. RefSeq lists its product as uncharacterized. NCBI's taxonomy places the organism in Eukaryota, Metazoa, Mollusca, Gastropoda, Lepetellida, Haliotidae. Bases 1 to 531 code for a protein of 176 amino acids. The record is from RefSeq and is a predicted model, not a curated record. The transcript is spliced from 5 exons.